AAGCCAGUUUCUCCGUAUACACCUCCCCACUUUCCCCUCUUCCUUCCGCCACCUCCCCCACGAACGCAAACCCCCCACAAGUACCACCUCACAAAUGCUCCAUUAGCUCCCGAAAUCCAAACCACCCCUCUCCCCUCACCCACCCACCACCCCAUCCAUCCAAGUCCGGGGCGGCGGGGCGGCGGCACCGGAGAUGACUACCCGAUCCAACGGCGAGCACCACCACGGCCCGCCCUCGUACCAGCAGCGGCGCCCGCACUACGGGGGCGCCCCGUACGGCGGCGGGUCGGCCUCGUUCCGCGGCUGCUGCUGCUGCAUCUUCCUGCUGCUCACCUUCCUCGCCCUCCUCGCGCUCGCCGUCGCGCUCGUCGUGGUGCUCGUGGUGAAGCCGCGGAAGCCCCAGUUCGACCUCAACCAGGUGUCCGUCCAGUACCUCCUCGUCACCCCGCCUUCCUCGGCCGCCUCCGCGGGCACCAUGGCCGCCACGGUCCCGGCCGCCGCCUACCUCUCUCUCAACAUCACGCUCCUCUUCACCGCCGUGAACCCUAACAAGGUCGGCAUCCGGUACGGCGCCACGGCGUUCGACGUCAUGUACCACGGCGUGCCGCUCGGGGUGGCCGCCGUGCCUGGGUUCGAGCAGCCGGCGCACAGCACCCGCCUGCUCACGACCCGCGUCAUCGUCGACCGCUUCAACGUGCUCCAGGCCGACGCCCAGGACCUCGUGCGCGACGCCGCGAUCAACGACCGCGUCGACCUCCGUAUCACCGGCGACGUCGCCGCCAAGAUCCUCGUGCUCGGCUUCUCCUCACCGAAAGUCCAGGUGUCGGUGGAUUGCGCGAUCGCCAUCAGUCCGAGGAGGCAGUCACUGACAUACAAGCAAUGCGGCGUGGAUGGCCUAAGCGUCUAGCAACAAACCACACUACCGCAGCAGCAACAGAUGCACAAGGCCAUAAUCUAAUGGAGAUAGAUAAGUGGAUGUGACCCGUAUUUGUCGAUUCUAAUCUCUCUCUAAUCCUGGGUUCCGAUUCCUGCAUGUGGGGGGUAAAUUUUGAGCUCUCUCACCUCACCUUAGAGGAGGAGGUCGCCGCUGAUUUUUUUUUGUGAAUUACUGUCCGGUAAUUAAUUAUCUCUAUCCACCAAUUCGCCAUGGUCAUUUAGGCACUCAUCAUUUCAAUUUUCAUCCCAUCGCCAUUGCCAUUGCCAAUUAGU
Molecule: messenger RNA, 1209 nt
Organism: Oryza brachyantha (malo sina)
Lineage: Eukaryota; Viridiplantae; Streptophyta; Magnoliopsida; Poales; Poaceae
Exons: 2
Coding region: 194-907 (237 amino acids)
Cellular component (GO): plasma membrane
Source: RefSeq, a predicted model, not a curated record